Hevea brasiliensis (rubber tree) is the source of this 1041-nucleotide messenger RNA. Its product is annotated as reticulon-like protein B11. The transcript has 6 exons. Lineage: Eukaryota; Viridiplantae; Streptophyta; Magnoliopsida; Malpighiales; Euphorbiaceae. Bases 118 to 741 code for a protein of 207 amino acids. The record is from RefSeq and is a predicted model, not a curated record.
AAUAUCAGUUUUCUCUGCUUCUUUGUCAGUACCGUUUUGUAUUCCCAUCUCCCUCUCUGUACUCCUACUCUCUCUCUCUGCAAUCUUUUGUAUUUAUAAACCCUAAAUUCGAUCUUCAUGGGAGAAUCCAUUCCUCCUCGUCGCAUAUCCGUUCAUCAAGCUCUUGGUGGCGGUGCAGCGGCUGAUGUGCUGUUAUGGAAGAAAUGGUGUGGGAGUGUUACGAUUCUAUUGACAGCGACUACCAUGUGGAUGCUGUUUGAGCGAGCCGGUUAUAAUAUCUUGUCAUUUGUAGCCAAUGUGUUGUUCCUUCUUGUUGCCAUUCUAUUCUUCUGGGCCAAAUCUGCUUCCCUUCUCAACAGGCCUCUGCCUCCCCUGCCUGACCUGGAAAUUUCUGAGGAGACUAUUGUCAAGGCUGCUGAUGUGCUUCAAUUGUAUGCCAAUCAUGCACUGUCAAUUGCACGUGAGAUUGCAAUUGGCAGAAAUUUGAAAAUGUUCCUUCAGGUCGCUUUUGGUUUGUGGGUAGCAUCCUAUAUUGGUAGUCUCUGCAAUUUUCUCACUUUUGUCUAUAUUGGGGUUCUCCUUAGCCUUUCAGUUCCUGUACUUUAUGACAAAUACCAGCACCGCAUUGAUGAAAAGUUGUCUGUAACACACAGAAUCAUUCAAACACAGUAUAGGAAAAUCGAUGAAAGCCUCCUGAAGAAGAUUCCACUGCCAUCAAGCAAGGAAAAGAAGAUUCAGUAGGGUUCCAAGUAGCUCAGCAAAGUGUGACUAGGGGUGUGCAGAUUGGUUGUCAACAUAGGAUGUCGAUCCGUUUCUGUUUUAUUCAGAUUCACAUUAGUAUCAGAUGUCAGUCAGAGUAAUAUUUGGGUGCAGGAACUGACCUAACUAGCUACUAGAAGUGGGAGAAUAUUCAAUUUUCAUUGUUUUUUCUGGGUUGGUUUUGUUGUGAUUAGUCUUCUGUCAAGGAGUAUUUUUGUUCCCUUGUAGCCAAAAGACUGUCGAAGAAAAUAUGAUAUUGGUGCCUCAAGUUCCUGUUGCUUA